Galendromus occidentalis (western predatory mite) is the source of this 1212-nucleotide messenger RNA. RefSeq lists its product as uncharacterized. The record is from RefSeq and is a predicted model, not a curated record. Gene Ontology annotation, biological process: DNA integration. Gene Ontology annotation, molecular function: nucleic acid binding. The coding region runs from base 1 to 1212 and encodes 403 amino acids. The transcript has a single exon. NCBI's taxonomy places the organism in Eukaryota, Metazoa, Arthropoda, Arachnida, Mesostigmata, Phytoseiidae.
AUGUUCCGAAGAGCUCGAGACACAAUAUUCUGGCCAGGACUGAAACAAGACUUGGAAGAAGUAGUGAGUAAUUGCACGGCGUGCCAGACGUAUUCGAUAAAGCAACAACCGGAACCCAUGAUUAUGGGCGAACUUCCCGCGCAUCCGUGGGACAUAGUUCACCAAGAUCUGAUGGAAUGGAGCGGUCAGCAGUAUCUGGCCACGUGCGAUGGGUACAGCAACUACUUUGAUCUCUUCAAGCUGGGGACAUCGGCGACGACAAGGCAAGUCAUCAGUGUGACGAAACGGUUAUUCGCUGCAUUUGGUCGACCACGUCAAUUCAGAACCGAUAGUGAUCCUCGCUAUUUAUCGGGAGAGUUCAGGGAGUUCAUGAGCCAGUUUCGAAUUCAGCAUAAUGUCAGCGCUGCACAUCACCAUCAGGCGAACGGACGAGCAGAAGCCGCGGUCAAGGUGGCAAAAAGACUGGUCAAGAAAUCUGAGCUGGCUAGAGAAGACCUCGAAUUGGCUCUAUUGGAAUGGCGCAACACGCCUCAAGAGGACGGAUACUCGCCUGCGGAAAAAUUCUUCUGCAGAAAGACAAGGAGCCUCUUACCGGUUCGUGAAUCGGAUCUAAGGCAAAAGCUUCCAAGGAACGUUCAGAAUUCAAUCAGACAAUCGAGAAUCAGACAGAAACGGAGCUUCGACAGAGGUGCAAAGGUUUUGCACCCUCUGGCAGAAGGCGACGGUGUCCUAGUGCAACCCAUUGGUUACGGGAAGCGAUGGGAAAGAGGAUCGAUUGUACAAAGAUUGAACAAACGAACGUACGCAAUCGACAUGGAGAACGGAGGUCUAUUCAUCCGAAAUCGUGUUUUCCUGAGACCGAAUGGUCAACGGUCAGGCGCACGAAAGGAAACAGCCGAAAACAACGUAUUAGAAAUCAUCACGCAACAAGAGGAGGAUGAGCCGGAGACGAUCAGAGUCCCCAUCAGGAUCUCGAAAAAUACACAGCCGUUAUCAGACGAAAGAGAGCCGGAACUCCAAUCGACAAGAGCCCCUAAGAUACUCGAGAUCCCACGCAAGCGAAAACUUGAGGUGCAAUCAACUGAAGCCAAGAGAAAGGAUGAAAGAGCUACUCCGAAAAUCAACCGAACUACUAGAAGCGGAAGAGAAAUCAAAGCCCCCGAUAGACUUCUAGAUAGCAUCAUGGAGAUCAGCACGAUGCAGUUGGAGUAA